Molecule: messenger RNA, 291 nt
Organism: Dicrocoelium dendriticum
Lineage: Eukaryota; Metazoa; Platyhelminthes; Trematoda; Plagiorchiida; Dicrocoeliidae
Source: the annotation of a GenBank genome assembly
AUGCACACAUUGCACGCUGUAGCAGAUGAACUUCGCAUGCGGGAACAAGACCGCAAUAUGCUACGCGGCGUACUUGAUUCCCUUAGGCGCGUGGAGGAGACACUUCAAGUUUUGAAGGAGAGCCACGCAAGACGCAUACUUUUAGUGCGCUGCAAGAAGUUAUCAUUAACCGGUUCGGGUGCACGGGCAACGCCGUUGCGAACUCUGUUUGCAAGUGGCUACAAAUUACCCGGAGCAACCUGCACCGACGUACAUCUGCUACAUCUAGCAGUCAAGAUUCCCAGGCUUUAG